Molecule: messenger RNA, 4280 nt
Organism: Phytophthora infestans T30-4
Lineage: Eukaryota; Oomycota; Peronosporomycetes; Peronosporales; Peronosporaceae
Exons: 4
Coding region: 1-4233 (1410 amino acids)
Source: RefSeq, a predicted model, not a curated record
AUGCCAGAUACUACGUGGCGGCAAGCCGUCGAGGGAACGCCUGACGACUCACCAGAGGACUUACGCUACGCGAUACACGCAAAGAAAAUCCAUGAAAAUCAGAUUUUCAGCCUAAUCUCGACGAUGAUGGCUUCAUUUGCGCUUUUACCGUCAAGCACUAUGGCACCGCAGACAAGCGAGGAUCAAAGCCAGCAGCAGGCAGACCCAGCGUGGUGGUGGCGCAGCGGGAACGGUCGCCAGAGUGCCAUCCAAUCAGUUACCUACAAUGAAGCCGAGCUCUUGAGCGCUGCUGUGCUCUGCGCCGCGUUGUCCUCCACCAAAGCAUCUCCUUCCGCCACUGAUGCACUGGUUAACGCACGUGCUGCGCGUGAGUUGGAGAUGCAUGUGCGCAAGUCGCCGCUACCGCAUACGCUGCAGCUGCCGGUACUCGAAUAUACGACAGACUACGUGCUUGUGGAGUCGGAAGGCGCUGUCAUCUGCGCCAUGCGCGCCACCAGACCGAGUGACAUCAUGCAAGCCGUGGUGGGAUCGGCCGUGCCGCUGUCUGAGCCGUACAUGCACCGCUUUGGUGGGUCUCGCGUGCACGCGCCAUUCUGGAAGCGCGUGCAGCGACUGGACCUUACCAACCUGUACGAACAGGCUCAACGAGUGGGCAAAGUCCUGCUGCUCUGUGGACACUCAAUUGGUGGGAGUAUCGCUAAGCUGGCGUUUUGUGAACUGCCGAAAGCUGAUGAAAAAGACAAGCACUUUCGCAAACACAGAAAGCAGAAGAAUGAACCGGCUGAAUGGAUGAAGGAAGUCAGGAAUAGUGACCGCGAGGCUGCACUCCAGCACCUUCCAGUGGCAAUGGUCGUUGGAUUUGGAGCGCCGUAUGCUGGUAAUGACGCACUCACCGCCUUCUUGGAACCUCUAGGAAUGAACGACCGAGUAGUGACUAUAGUCAACGAGUUUGACUGUAUCCCUGGAAUUCUCAAUAUUGCACACUCGGCAGCAAUGCUUGCCAAAACGACUGAGCGGCUGGUGACCAUCGCAAAGGCUACGAAAGCGUGGCUCAACCUGGCUGCGGCGCAUGAAUGCAGCCAGAGAUUUGCCAGACACGGCAAAAGAUCCAUCCAGAUCAAUGCGACGAUGAACCAUUACGAACGACUAGGCGUGGCCCGGAACGCAAGCGACCGCGAGAUCCGUAGAUCAUACCGAGCUCUCGCACUUAGGUGGCAUCCCGAUCGAGUUGCGCACGGGUCUCUCACUGACCAGCAGAAAGAAGUGGCGGAAGAUAUUUUCAAGCUGUUGGCAGAAUCCUACGAAGUACUCUCGAAUCAGGAGAGCCGUCGUGCUUAUGAUUCGUACUUGAACAGACCCCCAAGCCGUAGAGAGGAAUUUAUGCAGUACGGCACUGUGGAUGGUAUUACGCUUGACGAGGCGAUCUCUACCUUCAAGGACGCCGUGGACAACAUCUCCAGCCAAUUCCACCGCGUGACUGACCGAUUCAGCUCGUCAAGCUCUACCACAGUCGGGCACCCGCUUCAGCACAACGGAGGUAAGCCACCAGCUACGACUUCUGCUUCUAGUGGGCACUCGACAAGCUCGUCAACCAAUCUCUCAGUAACAACUGAAAAUGCCUCGACUGGUAUAGCUACUGUUCCUGCUUCAUCUAGUGCUACUCAACAGGUAUCAUCUACUGCACGGGUUGGAUCAAGUGGGGUCUCGUCAACUUCGAGCGCAGCUCCUGCGUCAUCGACUGGAGUACCAACUUCCACGUCAGAGACCUCGAAUGUCCUGAGCAAAACGGGGGAGGUCGUAGCCAACAAGAAUACAGAAAUCUCCACACAAGCAAUCGACACACGUAGCAGCAGUGACAGCAUCAGCUCGAGCUCAAAGUCGACCAGUACAAGUUUGAAGACAGUCUCCGUCGUUGGAGGGGCUGUGGCAGUUGCUGCUAGCGUGGCAAUCAUCGUGAGUGCGUGGUCUCAGUUCUCGGAGGCUUCUCGGAAGAAACGCCAAGCUGCAGCUGUGCGUGACAUGCCAGGGGAUUGCUUGGUAUUGCUUAUAGAAGACCGCACCCGUGUUCAUCGGAGACAAAGCCGUACACCAAGCAUUCAACUUCUUCAGGAAUCUAAAGCUCGACAGAUCAAGGCGUUCGCGGUUGCCAGUACUUCCGUCUACCAUGAGAAGCGCGAUUCUGGCGAUACUAGUCCGUAUCUUGCUAAAGAAGCCCAAAGCGCCAUUGUUGAGCUGACCCAGAAAGAUCAAGAACAAGAUCAAGAUGAAAAACUUAUUGAAGAGUUCUUCGAGUGCGCUGCUAUUGAGGAAGACGCGGUUGUCGAAGCCAUGGCUGAAGAGGAGUUUUUCGAUUGUGUGGAGGUUGCCCAAGACAUUGAUCACCAUUUUGCCAAAAAGCACGAGAAGCUUCGUCAUCCACACGGAAAAGGAAAGAUCUGUGUGAGGUUCCCGCGAGGGUCCAAGGUGGACACUCCCUAUGGACUUGGUGAGGUUGAGGAUUGGCGGGAGAACACUGCUGUAGCAGCGCUUCGAUUCGAAGGCGAGACUCUUCGAUACAUUGACAAGAAGGAAAUCAGUCGAGGUGCGUCCACGGCCCGCGAGUUGACGCACGUUGUGGUCGAGGAGAGAAGAGCAGAAUUAGCAGAGCGCGUGAUCACAAAUUAUGGACUGGAGGAGACCAAGACCGGAGAUCAAAUCACGAAUGUGGCGCUUGCGGGUGCAGGAGGUGCUGUCGAUAGUGGACUUCGUGCUGCGGGUGGUUUGGCACUGGCCAACGGAGUGGCAAGAUCGGGGACUGCUCUUGGCGGUAUGGUGGCAGCUCCUCUAGCUGUCGCAUCCAUUCUUGUCGAUAUUGGAAAAGAGUUUUACGACUACCGCAAGAAGCACACGGAGCGAAAAGAGCUCGGGGUGCUUUCGACGACAAGUGAGCGACUAAUGCGGCGGGACUUUCGAUUGAAAACUGGUGAGGUGGUUGUAAGCCGCACGACGGCCGCAGCUGGUGCCGGUCUAGGUGCGUACGGCGUAGCGUCUGCAAUGACGAUGUGGGCUGCAGCAGGUGUCGCCACUGGACCCGUUGGAAUUGUGGCAGCGACGAGUGCUGCUGUUGUCGGCGGCGUUGCAGGUUACUUUGGUGGAGCCAAGGUAUAUUCGCUCUCAACUGCUUCUUACUUUAAAAGUCAGAAGCAUGCAAAGGAGCACAUUGAUCGCCUGGAACUUGGUGCACGUGUGCUAUUUGAAGAGCAUGAUCCGGCUGGUACUGGCGAGAUCUCCAAGGAAGCGUGUCUUUCCAUUAUGCAGAAACUGUAUGAGAUCUCCGGAGACACAUCGGACUUUGCGUACGAGGCGAGCGUUGAAGCGAUUAAAGACCCUAGCUUUGAAGGACCAGUGACGUGGCGAAUGUUUUGGAUAUGGGUGAGCACGGAAGCCGCGAGGUCGCUAAAAAGCCUCGAGCACCACGAGUUAAAGCCAAUUCAAAACGGUGAAGGCGAAAGAAAACGUGAUAAAGUGAUGCGCAAACUUCGAGAGGCAAAGCAAAAACACCUCGAUAAGCAUCACCAAGACGAAAGCGAACGCGACAGUACCAGCUCCAAUGGAUUGGAUGUUGAAGAAGUCGAAAGAGAAAUUCAUGCUCGAGCUGCAUUUGCCCCCGUUCUCCCCGGUGAGGAGGACAAUCUUGAUGAAGUGAAGGCGACAGUUGAGGCACUUGUCCACAGCAACUAUCUGACUGCCGGACAAGCGUAUUCGCUGUACUCGCAGUUGGAUUCGAACGACCCGGUCGAGCAGGUGUCAGCUCGCGAAAUCGUCGCUGCUCUGCAAUCCGAGCAGAUAAAUGCCGAGCCUGAAUCUGAAAGCUUAGGCGAGUUCGAGUUAUUUCCUCGUGCCAAGACCGGAAGCAAGACGGCGGACGACAAUGCAGUGGCAGUUUUGAAUCCAGUGGAUUCGAAUAGCGAGCAGGUCACGUCGUCACAGUCGAAAAACGUGUCGAAGCUGCCACCACUUGCCCCGUCCUCUCAGAAGAAGAAGAAAGGUCCGAAGCCGCAGGUUGACCCACGUCUCGAUGUCAUGUGCUCUCUGAUGUCGACGGAUGGGCUGAAACGCUUCCUUGAGACGCAGUACAUUGUUCCAGAAGAAGAGACGUUGACUCGCCACGAAGAUCUUCAUUGUCUCGCUCUCGCUUCAGCGGUACCACCGGCUCCAUCGAGCACAAACAGAGCCGAGAAGACUUUGAAGUGAAUAUUUACAUGACACGUUUAUACUAAAUGAUAUCAUAACUACUCUUG